This is a messenger RNA of Dictyostelium purpureum, 1815 nucleotides long. RefSeq lists its product as uncharacterized. The record is from RefSeq and is a predicted model, not a curated record. The coding region runs from base 1 to 1815 and encodes 604 amino acids. Lineage: Eukaryota; Evosea; Eumycetozoa; Dictyosteliales; Dictyosteliaceae. The transcript is spliced from 2 exons.
AUGAAUAUAAAAGAUAAUAUUGAUAAUUGUUUAUAUAAUAAUAGUAAUAUAGAAAAUAAUGAUAUAGAAAAUAAUAAUAUAGAAAAUAAUAAUAUAGAUGAAGUAUUAAAUAAAAAUAAUAAUAAUAAAAUAAAUAAUAAAGUUUACUUUGAAAUUAUUUGGAAAAAUAUUUAUUUAAAAGGUUUAAUUAUUUAUCAUCUUAGAAUAUUUAAUAUACAUUAUUCAAAAAAAUAUUUCAAUUCUUUAAAUAAUUUCGAUGGAUUCCAAUAUAAACAUUAUUGUCGUUCAGUUAGUCUUAGUGGUGAUGAUGAUGGCUCUGACAACCCAUUAAAACUAAUUACUAGAAAUAUAGAUACUAUUUAUUAUUAUUUUAAUACAUUCAAAGAAUCAACAAGAAUACCAUGUUGGGUAGAGAAAUUUGGUGUCAAUAUUUCAUCAGUUGAAUUCUCUAAGGUUCUAUUUAGAGAGUUACGAGAUUCAAAUAUAAAGAAACUAAUUUUAGAUUUUAAAGAGGGUAUAUAUCCUCCACAAAUAUCUUGUUUUACAAUGUUACCAAAGAAUUUAACAAGUUUAAAAACCAUCUUUUAUCCCUAUACAAUUAAUAAAGGUAUGCUACCAUGUGGUCUAAAGACAUUGGUCAUAGAUCAUAAUAAUCAUAUUCCUAUUGGUGAAGCAUCACUCCCAGAUUCUUUGGAGUUUUUGACAGUUAAGUCUGAUAUUCCAUAUCCACUGACAUUGAAUAAAACAAUAGUUUUUCCAAAAGGUCUAGUAGUUUUAGAACUCAAAUGUUUUAGUGAAGUAGAAAGUGAUUUCAAAUUUCCAAAGUCAUUAAAAACUUUAGAAAUUAUAUGUAGGGGUACUUUCAAUUCAACACUUCCCAAUUGUUUAAAGGUUUUAAAGUUCAGUGUAGACGAUAUAAAUUUGAACACAUCAAGUACAAAAGAACCAAUUCAAUUACCACCAAAUUUAGAAAAGCUUGAUAUACAUUUAGGUAAUAGCAAUCAGUUUAUAAAUAACCAUCAAAUGAUCCCAUCAAAGAAUUGCAAAUCGUUAAAGUAUUUAAAGAUAAACUGCACUCAAAUUAAUGACACUGAAGGUGAUUCUAUAUUCCCAAACAGUAUAGAAACAUUGAUUAUAACUGGGGCUUGUUUUCAAAUUAAACCAAAUAUGCUACCGAGAAACUUAAAAUCAUUAUCUUUCGAAAAGCCUUACAAUUACCCAUUGGUUGAAGAUGGUUUAUUCCCAGAAACACUAACCCACCUCACGUUUUAUGAGUUUAAUCAAAAAAUUGGUGCAAAUGUAUUUCCAGAAAAUUUAAAGUUACUAGACCUGGGAAUAGGCUCUAAUUACAAAUUACACGAGCAUUCAAUUCCAUUGGGUUUGCUGGAUUUAAAGAUAAGAUAUCAAAACUAUACAUAUCUUCUAUUUUUAAAAGAUAGGCCAAAUUUAAUAAUAUCAACUUAUUACUACCGUCAAUUUAUUGAAUAUUUAUGUCCAAAACAACUAAGGAUUCUAAAACCCUCAUCAGAUGUAGAUAUAGACUUAAGUGUUCUCCAACUAAACGACAAAUCUAACCUAGAGUUGCUAGAGAUACCAAGUCUAUUCAAUUAUAAAAUAUAUCAAAAAGAUUUACCAACCAAUAAUAAUAUAAAAACAUUAAUAAUAGGUGACCAUUUUAUUAAUCCAUUGGAUUUAGAUUUAUUCCCAAAUUUAGAACUUUUGGUAGUUGGUGAGUCAAAUCCUUCAAUCAAAUACUCUCACAACAUAACUAAAUCUAAACUAAAACAAAUCAAUGUAUUACAUUAUCUAUAUUAA